Leptidea sinapis is the source of this 1375-nucleotide messenger RNA. RefSeq names its product maspardin-like. The record is from RefSeq and is a predicted model, not a curated record. The transcript has 5 exons. NCBI's taxonomy places the organism in Eukaryota, Metazoa, Arthropoda, Insecta, Lepidoptera, Pieridae. Bases 169 to 1134 code for a protein of 321 amino acids.
AUAGUAAGUACAGUGACACAUGACUUUAUGAGUGACGACAAUGACGAGUGAGGCUAAAAGUGUACAAAUAAUAGAAAAUGUUUAAAAUUUAAUGAAUAAAUAUUGUUCCCGAUUACCCAAAUGUAUUAAUUAAGUUGACUAUCGUCAAAUAAACUUACGUUACUAAAUAUGAGUAAUAAUAUAAGUGAUCUAUCACAAUCAAAUGAGUAUCUUAGUUUUCGCAGCAGUAUUCCUCUAAGAAAAAUUGAUGUCGAUGCAGACGGAUUCAAGGUUUGGAAGAUAUUUGAUAGUGGACCUAAAUCUGUAACAUGUCCACUCAUAUGUUUGCCGCCUGUAUCGGGUACAGCUGAUAUUUUUUUCCAACAAGUUAUGGGGCUUGCAUCGAGAGGAGUACGAGUAAUAGCAGCAGAACCUCCACCUUACUGGAAUAUUAAGGAAUGGUGUGAUGGAUUUAAGAGGCUUCUUGAUUAUCUUGAACUUGAUAAGGUUCAUAUAUUUGGAGCCUCACUAGGUGGAUUUGUAGCCCAAAAGUUUACAGAAUUAACAAAGAACUGUCCAAGAGUAUCUUCUUUAGUCCUUUGUAACACCUUCACCGAUACCUCAGUGUUUGAGUAUAAUGACUCAUCUGCAUUAUUUUGGCUUUUGCCAUCCCUAGUACUAAAGCGAAUGCUUAUGGGUAACUUCACAGCUGAGAAAGUUGAUAGAAGAAUUGCUGACUCAGUAGAUUUUAUGGUAGAAAGAGUGGAAUCUCUUACUCAAUCAGAACUUGCAUCUAGGCUUACUUUAAAUUGCACCCCAUGUUAUGUGGAACCACAGUCACUUCAUGAUAUCCCAAUAACAAUAGUAGAUGUUUGGGAUGAAAGUGCACUUAGCUCGACAGUUAGAGAGGAUUUAUACAAGUCAUAUCCCCAUGCAAAGUUAGCCCAUUUGAAGAGUGGGGGGAAUUUCCCAUACUUAAGUAGGAGUGAUGAAGUUAACCUGCAUUUAUUGAUCCACUUAAGGCAAUUUGACGGGACUGCACUUACCUCAUCAUAUUUAAGCUUACACAAAAUGCCACCUCAUAACCAACUUCAAUCGGACGAAGGAACUGUAAGCUUCUUCAAUCAGAGGGACAAAUUUGUCAAAAUAUCUUGAGAUAUUUACUAUUUGUAUUAAUCAGAAUCGCGAAUUUAUAAUGCAUUUCUAGUUAAGUGAAAUUUUGACUAUUUCUAAGUUAUGUUAAAUGUAGGAAUAUUAUUAUAAUACUAUAACAGCUCCAAUAUUUUGUAUCCAUAUUUAUGCAUUUAAUAAUAAAAAAAAGGAUCUAUCCACAUCUAGAAUGACUUUUGAUAUAUUUUUACUUUUUGUAAAAUAAUAAAUCAAAAUAACUGUUAAA